This is a messenger RNA of Indicator indicator, 336 nucleotides long. RefSeq names its product leucine zipper protein 4 (gene LUZP4). The coding region runs from base 1 to 336 and encodes 111 amino acids. Lineage: Eukaryota; Metazoa; Chordata; Aves; Piciformes; Indicatoridae. The record is from RefSeq and is a predicted model, not a curated record. The transcript has 3 exons.
AUGGGACAUGGGCACACAGCAAGGGGACAUGGCCACACAGAGUUUGGACAUGGCCACACAGAGAUGGGACAUGGCCACACAGAGAUGGGACAUGGCCACACAGAUAGGACAUGGGACAUGGGCACACAGAGAUGGGACAUGGCCACACAGAGAUGGGACAUGGCCACACAGAGAUGGGACAUGGCCACACAACAACGGGACAUGGCCACACAGAAGGAAGUAGCUGCAAGUACUAAAUAUCCAAGCCACGAAGGAUGUGAACCUCCCGAGGUGGCAGCAAAUAUUCCUGAGCCUAAACGAGCAAUGGAAGCAGUUGGUACCAAAGCCAUGGGAUAG